Messenger RNA from Kickxella alabastrina, 1857 nucleotides. Its product is annotated as oligomeric Golgi complex subunit 6. Gene Ontology annotation, biological process: intra-Golgi vesicle-mediated transport. Gene Ontology annotation, cellular component: COG complex. The record is from RefSeq and is a predicted model, not a curated record. The transcript has a single exon. The coding region runs from base 1 to 1857 and encodes 618 amino acids. Lineage: Eukaryota; Fungi; Kickxellomycota; Kickxellomycetes; Kickxellales; Kickxellaceae.
AUGACCACAGACACUGCGCGGCUCCUCGGCGGGUCGCUAGGCCGGCGCGUCCAGCAAAUCGUCCAGCAGCCCCUGGACUCGGCCUCGGUGCGGCAGACGCUCCAGACGCUAGCCUCGAGCUACGGGGACGCGGGAGGCGCUGAGGGUGCGCUGGCGCGGCUGGCGAGGCACCGCGACGUGCGCCAGGACAUGGCCGAGCGGACCCAGGCGCUGGACGAGGAGUUUGUCCUGGCCCUGGGCGCGGUCGACGCAGUCUUCGGCGAGCUCGAGGCCAACGUCGCUGCGAUCGACCAGCAGUGCCUGGCGCUGCGCCAGCAGGUUGGCCGGGCACUGCGCGCCACCGCGGGCGCAGCGCAGCAGGCGGCGCUGCUGGGCGAGGAGCAGCGCGACCUGCAGCGCCGCCGCACGCUGGCGCAGCGGCUGGCCGAGAAAUUCACGCUGGCGCCGGCGCACCGGGCGGCGCUGUCCCAGCGGCCACCCACGGUCGACGCGGUGUUUUUCGCCGCGCUGGACCGCGUGGCGGAGGCGCGCGCCGAGUGCCGCCUGCUGGGCGACCGCCUGGCCGCGCGCGAAAUGGCCGCCGAGCUGGAGCGCGUCGAGGGCGACGCGUUCGACGCGCUGCUGCGGUGGGCGCUGGCGGCCGUGCGGCAGCAGCUUGCCGGCGACGCGCCCGCGGCCGAGCCCGCGGCCGAGCUCAGGCGGGCGCUGGCCAGGCUCGCGCCGCACGCGGCGCUGGCAGCCGCGGCCGAGGCCGAGAUCGCCAGCGUGCGGUGCGCGGCGCUGGAGCAGGCCUUCCUGCGCGCCCUGGCCACCGGAGGCCCCGGCGGCCGGCCGCGGCCGAUCGAGGCGCAUGCCGGCGAUCCGCAGCGCUUCGUCGGCGACAUGCUCGCCUGGGUCCACCAGGCGUGCGCCUCCGAGCGCGAGCUGCUCGGCGCGAUGGUUGGCGAGCGCGGCCGUGACGUAGGCGCCAGCGCGCUUCUGCCGCGUGCGCUGGCGAACGUCGCGCGGCCGCUGGAGAUCCGCGUGGCGCAGACCGUCGGCUCGAUGCGCGACGCGGUGGCGCUGUACCGCGUCGCCAGCGUGCUGGGCUUCUACGCCGCGCUGUUCGGCGGCGCGCUGCCGGGCGGCGCGCUGCUGGCGACGGUGCAGGCGCUGGAGCGGCAGGCGCACGCGCAGCUGCUGCGGCGGCUCGGCGAGCUGGCGGACGCGGCGGACUUUGCGGCCGUGACGCCAGCGCUGGACGCGCCGGCGGCAUUGGCAGGGCUGCUGGCGGCGGCCACGGGCAUCCUGCGCCUGCACAUGGACUCGGUGGACGAUGCCAGCGCCGGCGGCCCGGGCGCGUCGGUGGUCGGUGCCAUCGCCGGCGUCCUGCGCCGCGCGCUGCACGAGGCGCAGGCGGCGGCGCCGAGGACGCGGCUGCGCGGCUACGAGCAGGCCAUGUUUGAGCUCAACGUGGUUGGCGCUGUGCUUGACGCGCUGGCGCCGUUUGCGCAGCGGCUGCUGGCGCAGUGCGUCGCCGACGUGCGCGUGCGCGAGGCCGCCCUGGUGGAUGAGCUGCGCGCGCAGCUGUGCGCGGUGCUGCGCGACCGGGCGCAGCUGCCGCUGGCGCAGAGCACCGUCGGCGCCGCGGAGAUCGAGGCCUUCAAUGCGCAGCUGAAGGGCGCGUCGGACUUUGAUGUUUCGCGCUUGGUCGCGCGCCUGCAUAACCACGCGCUGGCGCGCAACGUGGCCGCCGAUGUUGCGCGCUUGUUUGUCGACGAGUACGCGGCGUUCUACGCCAGAGUCGCCGCGUCGAUGCGCGGCAGCGCUGAGCUGGCGCUGCUGUUGCCGCCCGAAACCGUGUCGACGCUGCUGUGA